AUGAAUUCCAAGAACAAUAAAUUGAAUUUUAUGCAUUUAGGCAAGAGUUUAGAGUUUUCACUAUACCCAUCUUUGGUCCGCGUGCUUAGUGAGGCCCACAAGGCGAAUGCUAUAAGUUAUAAUCAUAAGUUUCAAAAAAUUUUCAUUGGUAGACUAGCCGAAGAUCUAUGGUAUAAUAAUCCGUUGUAUCCAGAACGCGUUAGGACACCGGUUUGUAGUAUGCCAUUUGCUUUGGUUGAUAAUGACUUGUCACGAACUUGGGGUAUAUCACGAGAUCAAGCGGCUACUAUUAUACAGUCAGCGUAUCGUGCACACAUAGUCCGGAUACAGCCUGACGUGGCGGAAAUGAGGGCUUUCUGGCGAGCUUUGACGACCAAAGGCCACAAGUAG
Molecule: messenger RNA, 390 nt
Organism: Diuraphis noxia (Russian wheat aphid)
Lineage: Eukaryota; Metazoa; Arthropoda; Insecta; Hemiptera; Aphididae
Source: RefSeq, a predicted model, not a curated record